This is a messenger RNA of Manihot esculenta (cassava), 1679 nucleotides long. Its product is annotated as cytochrome P450 714C2. The transcript has 6 exons. Gene Ontology annotation, molecular function: heme binding; iron ion binding; oxidoreductase activity, acting on paired donors, with incorporation or reduction of molecular oxygen. NCBI's taxonomy places the organism in Eukaryota, Viridiplantae, Streptophyta, Magnoliopsida, Malpighiales, Euphorbiaceae. The coding region runs from base 16 to 1545 and encodes 509 amino acids. The record is from RefSeq and is a predicted model, not a curated record.
AAUCCAGCAAUACAAAUGGGGUGUAAAUUUCUAUCAACGCUUCAGUCUAUGAUGUUUCUUUUAUGGAGUUUUCUCGUCAUUUGUUUAUGUUAUGUUGCGUGGUGGAAGCAUGAGAGCUAUAAAACUAAUAAGCUUAUUAGAGAGCAAGGAAUCAAAGGUCCUCCACCUUCUCUGCUGUUGGGAAACAUACCAGAAAUGGAGAGAAUGGUUUCUCAAAAUUCUGAAACUCCACAGAUCGAUGGUCCCUUAAUUGUCUUACCCUAUCUCAAGCAUUGGGCCAAAAACUAUGGUAAGUUAUUCAAGUUUGCACUUGGUGGAAUACAAUUGUUGUACGUGAAUAAUCUGAGCAUAGUGAGAGAAAUAAAUCUGUUCACAUCAUUUGAACUUGGAAAACCUGCUUAUUUACAAAAUGACAGAGGAGUUCUAUUAGGCAAGGGCCUUAAUACUGCAAACGGUGAUGUUUGGCAUCAUCAAAGAAAGACCAUUGCCCCUCAACUCUACAUGCACAAGGAUAUGGUGAAUCUGAUGGUCGAAUCUGGUAGUAUGGUAGUUAAAGCAUGGGAGAAGAUAAUAGAUAGAGAAGGUGAGGGUGGGAUGGUUGAUAUAGUGGUGGAUGAGCAUGCGAGAAUUUUCACUACUUAUAUUGCCUCAAAAAUAAUAUUUGGAAGUGAUCAUCAUAAAGGAAUUAAAGUAUUUUCCAAGUGUCAUGAACUCCUCAAGGCUAUGGGUGAAACCACAACUCUUGGGAUUCCUUUACUAAGAUUUCUUCCUAUAGAAAGGAAUAGAAAAACAUGGAGAUUAGCAAAAGAGAUCCAUGGAAUGAUAAUGGACAUAGCUAAGGAGAGAAGUGGAUCUACAUCUCAUCAGGACUUAUUACAAGCUAUCAUUGAAGGAUCCAAGAAUGGUGAGCUUGGAAAGUUAACAGAAGAUGAGUUCAUAGUUGACAAUUGCAAAAAUAUGAUGUUUGGUGGGUACCAAUCCCCGGCUGUUGCAGCAAUUUGGGGUUUAAUGUUACUAGCUUCACAUCCUGAAUGGCAAGACCGUGCUCGGUUUGAAGUUUUAGAGAUUUGUAAGGGACAACAGCUCCUAGACUACAAUAUGCUCAGCAAGAUGAAAGUGUUAAAAAUGGUGAUCCAAGAGGUUCUGAGGCUUUAUCCAGGAGUGACAUUGGUUUCAAGAGAGGCAAUGCAAAAUGUGAAGCUUGGUGAAUUGAAGGUUCCAAAAGGAAUGGACAUUUGGAUAUGGCUACCAGCAUUGCAUCGUAAUCCUGAAUAUUGGGGAGCUGAUGCAGACGUGUUUAAUCCUGAGAGGUUCACUAAUGGAGUUACUGGAGCUUGCAAGUCUUCACAAGCCUAUAUACCUUUUGGAUUGGGAGCUCGAGUGUGUCCUGGACAGAACUUGGCUUUAAUAGAAUUGAAAGUGUUUUUUGCUGUCAUACUCUCUAAUUUCAAACUUACUAUCUCUCCUAAAUAUCGACACUCACCUACUUAUGGUCUGCUUUUGGAGCCUGAGCAUGGUGUGAAUCUCCUUAUUCAAAAGAUAUGAGUGCUUUGCUUGAAAGUUGAGCUUCAUGUAAUAAGUUCUCAUGCAAUAUGUUCAUGUACUUUAGUAUUAAAAAUAAUUUCUUGUAAAGAAAAACUGCUUUAUGGUUAAUCCUAUCUUAAGAGGAAGUGAUUUUA